UUGUUGUAAUGUGUGCAAACAACGAUGCAAUCCGGGCCAUAAUGCUUAAAGCCUAUGAUAUGGGCAUGACCACAGGGGAAUACGCAUUUUUCAACAUUCAGCUUUUCGACAGCGACUAUUUCGGCGACUCUGGCUGGAGACGAAAUGACGAAAAUGACGAGAAAGCUAAGGAAGCGUAUCGGGCGAUGAUGACGCUUACCCUUCGGAAGCCCGACUCUCCGGAAUAUAAAAACUUCUCCAUUGAGGUAAAGGAACAUGCGCUGAAAAAAUACGGGUACAGUUUCGAGAAGCACCAUCAAGAAGUCAACAGUUUCGUCGUUGCUUUCCACGAUGCCGUUGUUCUGUACGCAAUCGCCCUAAACGAAACCCUGAGUGCAGGGUUUGAGCCAACGAAUGGCGAAGAGAUCACUAAACGAAUGUGGAACAGGACAUUUAAAGGAAUCGCUGGAGUUGUGAGCAUUGACGCAAAUGGUGAUAGGGAAGCAGAUUACUCGCUCCUGGACAUGACUGAUGAAGAGACUGGCACAUUUGAGGUUGUCGGGAACUACUAUGGUGCGUCGAAAGAGUAUGAGGAAGUCGGUAAGAUAAAUUGGCCGGGUGGAAAAGCACCCCCUGACAUUCCAGUGUGUGGAUUUGAAGGCUGUCCAAUUCCCACAGAGGACCCAGGCAUCAGACCUUUGGAAAUCGCUCUCUCUACUAUGUGUUCCCUAUUGCUCAUCUUUGCGGUAGUUAUUGCUUUAGUGGUCAGGCGUUAUAAAUAUGAAGCUGAACUUGCAAACAUGUCUUGGAAAAUUAAAUGGGAUGACAUUCUCUUUGAUCAAAAGGAUAAGAAAAAACUGUCGGGGAGUCGGCUGAGUAUCGCACCGAGCCAGGCAUCAGGUGGAUCCGGUCAGAGUGUAUGGGGCGCCCAACGACAAAUAUUUACUGUAAUUGGUUACUAUAAGGGGAAUAUUGUUGCUGUAAAACGAGUUGAAAAACCUAAAAUUGAACUGAAUCGAACUAUUCGAACUGAAAUGAAGAAAAUGCGUGAAAUUCAACAUGACCACGUGACUAAAUUUGUUGGUGCCUGUAUUGAUUCUCCCAAUAUUAGUAUAAUGACUGAGUACUGUCCAAAGGGUAGCUUACAGGAUAUUUUGGAGAAUGAAACAAUAGAGCUGGAUGACAUGUUCAAAUGUUCUAUCAUGUACGACAUCGUAAAGGGAAUGCAUUAUUUGCAUAAUUCACCAUUAGAAACCCAUGGAAACUUGAAGUCGUCGAACUGUGUAGUUGACAGUAGGUUUGUUGUCAAAUUAACGGAUUUCGGGUUGACAGAGUUCCGAUCGUGUGAUGAAGCUGGCAUUGAUCCUGAAGACGAAUUCAAAUAUUACCAACAACAAUUAUGGACUGCACCCGAGCUUCUGCUUUCGCCCAAGAAAGGCGGAACAGUAAAAGGGGACGUUUACAGCUUCGCCAUAAUAGUUCAGGAGAUAAUUCACCGUGAAGGAGUGUUUUGGCUGGCCAACAUCGAAUUGUCUCCGAAAGAAAUUAUUGAACAAGUACAAUACGGAAAGGCUGCAUUUCGACCGACCCUUCAACGAGACCUUUGUCCAAAUGACUUGUUUAGCCUUGUGGAUAGGUGUUGGGCCGAAGAACCAAGUGAUAGACCAGAUUUUGAUGCAAUCAGGAGUGUCGUACGUAAAUUCAACAAAUCUGAAGGCGGUGCGCUUGUCGACACCCUCUUGAAGCGAAUGGACAAAUACGCUACGAACUUAGAAUCAUUGGUCGAAGAGAGAACCGCACAAUUUCAUGAAGAAAAACGGAAAUCAGAAGAGCUUUUGUAUCAGAUAUUACCCAGGUCUGUUGCAAAUGAACUGAAGCAGGGAAACCCAGUGAGGCCUGAAGCGUUUGAAAGUGUCAGUAUAUAUUUCAGUGACAUCGUAGGCUUUACCAAACUCAGCUCUAUGAGCACUCCGAUUCAGGUUGUUGACCUUCUCAAUGACCUCUAUACCUGCUUCGACGCAAUCAUCGAUAAUUUUGAUGUUUAUAAGGUGGAGACGAUUGGCGAUGCGUAUAUGGUUGUGUCUGGUCUACCAAUCCGUAAUGGUGAUUUCCACGCCCGGGAGAUUAGCAGAAUGGCACUGAAGUUAUUAGAAGCCGUCAGAACAUUCAAAAUCCGCCACGUGGAGGAUGAGAAAUUGAAGUUACGAAUUGGAAUCCAUUCGGGGCCUUGUGUGGCCGGCGUUGUGGGGUUAAAGAUGCCUCGGUACUGUCUGUUUGGCGACACUGUAAAUACAGCUUCACGAAUGGAAUCCAACGGCGAACCCUUGAAGAUUCAUAUAAGCCAAAGUACAAGGGAUAUUCUUGAGUCAUUCGGUACAUUUGUUUUAGAACAUCGAGGACAAAUCGAGAUGAAGGGCAAGGGACUACAAACAACAUAUUGGCUGCUAAAUGAAAUGCCUAAGAAUGGAAUAAGAGAUUUCAAAUAUAAAGAGUUAUCAGUCUGAAGUACUUGGAUAUGGUUAGAGUAUUGAUAACUUAUGAUAUCGCGUGUGUCUUAUCCGCAUAAAUACCAGAAAGGGAUGUCGUCCAGCAGUUAAUGAAUAUUUUGAAAGUUCCCGAUUUAUCAAAAUAUGUACCGUAUUCACAUAAAUCAAAUAUUUUCUCCGGCUAACGAAGAUAUGGUAUUGGAUAGCUUUAUCAUAGGAUAUCAGCAGUGUGAUGAUUGACGAUUUUAGCCAUAUAGAAAAUAUUUGUUUAUUGAUACUUUAAGCGUGGAUACAAGCGAAGAGAAUGUUUGUCAGAGGUGUUCGCGGCGUUAUGUUUAGGUACUGUCAUUGCAAAUUGUCGUGGAUACAGUCGUGGGGUAUAUUUGACAGAGGUAUUCACGGCGUUUUGUUUUGGUACUCUAAUUACAAAUUUUAAUUCCACUACAACAGCCCAACCAGUAUUUAUCAUUUGAACCACUGAAGAAACAAACACUCUAUUGAAUCUAUAUUUUGAGGUAUUGUUUAUGCAUUACCUAUGAGUGAUUGAUAAACCUUCUAUUUGAAAGAAAAUGUCGAGUUAUGAUAUAAAUUUCGUAUUUUGUUCGUGUUGAAUAAAAUAUCUAUGUUAAUCAAAUGAGAACUGUUAAAGUUAAUGAUUGAUUAUAACACACUCCUCUUAUCAAUAGAUAAUCUGUUGUUUUGUUUUUAAAAUACAUCAAGUUUUAUUUUAAAAUUGAUGCUUGUAAGUCUCUAGGAAUGAAAAUGGCCUACGUAAUUGAAUCUAGCUAAAUCUUUUAUCAGCCGUCUCGUUAAUUUUAAAUAAGCAUUACUAUGUCGUAGACAUAUAAACAAUCGUACGCUGUAUACUGUCGUCUGCAUUAUUUAGUUUAUUAACUAAUAACAUGUGGUUGAACAGAUUAAGAACUGCUAAUAGACGUUUACGGAGUCUUAAACUUAACUACUGGCCAAUCAUAACGUGCUGUUUAAAGCCAGGAGCGCAUAAAUGCCCCACAAGCACUCACGUUAAGGUUGUAUAAGGUCCCACUCCUUAGCAACAAUAUUCAAGGGACGGGAUUAGUGAAUAGGUCCCAUUUUAGGCUCUAUAAAAAUGCAGACUAUAGUAUAAAUUGUGUAAUCUUCUGUUUAUAUACCUUCAACACAGACAUGCGCACAAAAAUACCACAGAUGGCUUAUUUGCAUUUUCGUACCUGUGGUUUGUACCAAGUGCUUUCUCCGCCUCUGUAAGAAUCUCAUUGUAAAUUAAGAUAGUCUAUCAGUAUAUUUAUAUGUAUUGCUUUUUGUACAUUUCCAUCGAACAGGGAUUGUUCGAAUAUAUCGUAAAUACGCUGUAAGAUAAUCGUGUUUAUUUUAUAUAAUUAAAACUUGUUAUAUCAUCAUAGAUCUAGUCGAAUUAUAAUUAAUUGUUUAUACGUCAUGGUUCCAUGAUAUAGAAAUACUUUUCCCAGUCGUAUCCUGCAGGUUCCAAGAUCUAGUAGGAGCAGAUGCUAUUCGCAAAUGAGGUAAUAAUUUACCAAAGACUUGUGCGUAAUUUGGGAAAUGUAAACUUUCUAAUGUAUGAUGAUGAUUGUCAUGAUCAUACCAAAGUUAAGACUUUAGGAAAAUAAAAUAUAAAUAACGGUACUAAAAUUAUGGAUACCGUAGGACGUUAAGAAUGCGUUUUUAUUUUGUAGAAUACAGAUGUUGGAUAUAAAUUUGGCAGGAAUUUUUUUCUUAAGGUUAGCUGUUAUACUAUUAGGCAUUGUAUGAGAAUAACAUUUAAUAAUAUGGGUUUAUCGAAAUUGGCUUUUUAAUUGUGAAAUUUGAAACGAACAGUUUCCACGAUUUGAAUGGUUGUCAAUGAAAACACAAAUCAAUGGUUUACUGUAAAGCUAUUAAAUUCUGGUUGGUAAGAAGUUGGUUUGCACUGAAUUCAAACGAAAAUUACAUAUCCUACAGAUAAUGCCUUAGUUUAGUUCCAUGUAAAGUAAAUAAAUAUUUUGAAUAGACCUACAGUAUUAAUACAGGUAUCCGCAUUUCGGUCUAAUGAAUAAUUAAUACUGAAAUUAUGUAUAUGCACUUUGUUGUAAAUUUCAGUUUGACAAUACUGAUAUUAUUAGUCCCUUUUUAAAAAAUAUACUGUAUACGUUUAAUUUUCAUGUAAAUACAUUUUAAGAGUUCACAGAUUAAUAGAUAUUCUUUAACUUCCGGUAUACUUUGUCGAUAUAUGAGGAACAUGGCUUUGUAACCUAGCUAAAUGUACAGUCACAUUAAUUGACAAAUUGCUUCGAGUAUUCCUAAUGUUUUAUAACACUUAUCCAGGCUAGAUUAAAUAAUCCUUUGUUAAUUUCAAUAAUUCGUUUGUUUUUCCCAAUCCGUCUUCCACCAGGUGUAGUUUUUUUUUUUUUUUUUCUUUUUUCUUUUUUAAGCACAACGAUUUCGUUCAGAAAAAGCACUUUCUAUCUUCAUUGAUUAUGUAGAGUUAUUAUUUAUUAUGUACGUAAAAGUAUGAGAUAUAGACCUAUUUGGUGGAGUUUUACUUACUUAGCGGGAUUUCCUUACAGUGUUUUCUGAAAUAUGUGCCUCAUUUGAUCUAAUCUUGUGUUUUUAGAUUAAAGUAAUGUAAAGAUUAGAUGGUAUGUGGAUUUACCGUUUAUAAAGGUUACUCGUGUUUGUCAACCUAUAUUUAAAUAGAUGAUUUUCGCCGAAUCACUUUACACUGGAAAAGUUUCGCAACCUAUUAAGUUUUUGAGCCGGUUUCUAUAUGAUCUGUCAGAGUUUCAUCUGUGUUUUAGGAGAAUCAUCGAUUAUAAUUCAUAAUUUAAAACAAAACCUUGUAUAAAUUUGAAUCAUAUUUCCCAACGUAAAAUCGGACCAAGUAAAAUGAUGACCACCAUUAUUAUUAACAUAAAUAAUAAGAAUUAAUAAUGCAUAUUUACUAAAACUCACCAUAAACGAGGGAAAUUUGAACGUCAAAUCUAAGGCGUCUGCAAUUUCAAAAAGAAUAAAUGUUUGUGGAAACGAACAAAGAGCCAUAACAUAUUGGCAAUUAUUGUUGUUGUCGUAAGGUUGCAAAACAUUCCUAGUACCCGUAACUUCAACGGCGACCCAUUAAUUAAGUGUAAAUUUUGUUCACACUAUAUAAAUGCACUUGCAUAUUUUUAAUGAGGAACAAUACUAUUUUAAUCUUUUUUAUACCAUUUUAAUGUUUACCUGAAGAAUUUACUCAACCUUGAGAAUGCUCUUUAAGAAAUUGUCAUGUAUGGCUCUGAACAUUAAGGUAUUCCUACUAAACAGUGGUGAUAGUGUACACCGAUGUAGUUGCUUCACUUUUUAGAAGGCAACGAAUAUAGUCUGAUUAUGAAAGAUACUAACACUUUUAAGUGUUAGAUUCUGAUUUUUCUAGAUAGAAUAAUACUGUGAUUUGUGUUUUAACUUCAUUCAGGUUAUAAUUUUAACGAUAUUUUAAGAUACGAUGACUAUAAAUAAAGUAUUUGUAAAGGAAUGUGUUUGCCAUGUUUAUAGGCCACUUUGAAUUUUUGAACUCGUUGUUUACUUUGGAAAUUAAUGGGAUCAGAUGUUUGCAAUAAGUUCCAUGUACUUGUUUCAAGUGGUCGAUAAAUCAUAUAAGUAUUAUCAAUUUUUAUUCAGUAUUGUAGGUGUUUCUAUCGUUGGUAUUUCAACAAAAAAAACUUUGUUUAUAAUAUCAUAUACUUGGAAGGGGAAGAUAAUCAAUCGUAGAAUUUAGCAGGAUCUAAAUUUUACCUUAUAUCUAAGGACUAUAUCUUGAAAUGUAGUUAUAAACAAAAAUAUAUAUAAUUCAGUGGAGGUUUAUCACCGGUAACUAUCUAUUUAGUUGACAUUAUUAAAAAGACGACACAUGCGUCCAAUUUUUAUUUUCUCAACAGGGAAGAUUAUAUGAUUUUUCGAUAGCUUUAUCUUCUAGAAUUUCACAUAUUUUAAUAAAAUUCUUUGACGUUUACCAUUUUCACUAAUUCUAAACCCAAGAACACUAUUUACAUUAUUCGAUUCAAGCUAAGGUGACUGUAAACUUCGUGAACCACAGUAUAAUUAAGUGUUUUAUUGUGUAUAUCUAAUAAAUAUGUGUAUAUAAUAUAGGGUCUA
Anneissia japonica is the source of this 6587-nucleotide messenger RNA. Its product is annotated as atrial natriuretic peptide receptor 1-like. The coding region runs from base 9 to 2483 and encodes 824 amino acids. Gene Ontology annotation, biological process: receptor guanylyl cyclase signaling pathway; intracellular signal transduction; protein phosphorylation. The record is from RefSeq and is a predicted model, not a curated record. Lineage: Eukaryota; Metazoa; Echinodermata; Crinoidea; Comatulida; Comatulidae. Gene Ontology annotation, cellular component: membrane. The transcript is spliced from 20 exons. Gene Ontology annotation, molecular function: guanylate cyclase activity; protein kinase activity; peptide hormone binding.